ACAAUAUCUGAAAUUUUACGAAAAAGAAUUCGAUAUCCUGAUUUGAAUAGCUCAAUCAUAUCUCGGCGGAGUUAGUCAUGUACGAUUCUGCACGAGAUACAUUCACGCCUUCGGAUGAUGCCCCGACGGGUGAAAAUCCUCAAAAGGAUGAAGCACCAGCCGCCGCUCCUCCGAGAAAGGAGCGCUCAAGUGACUACGCAUCUCCUAUACCAAUGACUACAGCGAAUUUGCCGCGUUUUGCUCGCAAGAGGCAGGAUCAUGGCUCCGAUUCGCGCUCGCCGCGCCCUUCACGUCGCUCACCAGACCCGAACGCGAGAAAGCGCAGACGCUCUCCAACACCACCCUCGCGGAGGUCACACUCACCUCGAUCUGCCCGACGCACUCCAACGCCUCCACCGCGAUCACCUCCGCGGAAGUUAAAGCGCCCGGGAGGUGCAUCUCGCAUCAAUGCAGCGGAGAAAGAAGCUGUCAGGCAGAGACAGGUGCAGCGUGAACAGGAAAAGUUGCGGGAAGCAGAGGUGGCAGCUGCGACCAGAGGAGUGCACGAUGUCGUAAGGCAACAUUACAAUGCAGUCCCGGAGCGAGGCCGAGACUGGCGGAAAACGGACAGCAGAAUCAAGGGACUUCGAAGUUUCAACAAUUGGGUGAAGAGUACGAUCAUCCAAAAGUUCUCACCAAACGAGGACUAUACGCCUGGCGGUGCCGGCAAUUCAUCAUGGGCGGAGGGACUCGAGGGCGGUGGCAUGCACGGGGAUAGAGGCAUAAUUGUCCUCGAUGUUGGUUGCGGCAAGGGAGGCGAUCUUGGCAAAUGGCAGCAAGCUCCCCAACGCGUUGAUCUAUACGUUGGAGUGGAUCCUGCUGAGAUUUCUAUCGAGCAAGCACGAGAGAGAUAUGCGCAAAUGGUUUCUGGCGGUGGGCGUGGCGGAAGGGGAGGACGGGGUGGAUUCCGAGGUGGAAGGCCUCAGCGAGUCCUUCCGGCUGAAUUUUUCGUCAAAGAUGCGUUUGGAGAGUGGCUUGGGGAUAUCCCCAUAAUCCAAGAGGUUGGAAUUGACCCCAACAGUGGUCCCGCAGGGGGGGCAAUGAACGCGCGUUGGGGAGGCGGUGGCUUCGAUGUGGUGUCGAUGAUGUUCUGUAUGCACUAUGCAUUCGAAAACGAAGAAAAGGCUCGUGGGAUGCUACGGAACGUUGCUGGAUGCCUGAAAAAGGGCGGACGCUUCUUGGGUGUGAUACCCAAUUCAGACGUGCAUAGCGCCAAGGCAAUUGAAUACCACAAGCGCAAGGCGAAGGAAGAACCGAACGGGUCGGGCGGCGGCCAAGGCGCAUCCUCCGAUGGUCAAGACGGCGCUGCUGAAGAUAAGCCAGAAGAAGGAGAGGUUGAAGAGGGACUCGAGUGGGGUAACAGUAUCUACCGGGUGAGGUUUCCCGGCAAGACGCCUGACGAUGGCACCUUUAGGCCGCCAUUUGGCUGGAGGUAUAGCUACUUUAUGCAGGAAGCAGUCGAGGAAGUUCCUGAAUACGUUGUUCCCUGGGAAGCAUUCCGAGCGAUUGCGGAUGACUACAAUUUAGAGCUGCAAUACCGCAAGCCAUUCCUGGAUAUAUGGAAUGACGAAAAGGAUGAUCCUAUCCUUGGACCUCUCAGUGAACGCAUGGGAGUUAGGGGACGAGGCCGGGGUCCGUUGCUAGUCUCUGACGAGGAAAUGGAAGCAGCCGGCUUCUAUCAUGCUUUUUGCUUUUACAAGGUAUAGUGGAUAGUAUACGAUGUUAGGGAUUGGCGUUUUAGUCUGGGACGGCAUUUUGAAACAUUGCAGACAAGGUGAUGUCUGAAACGGUGCAUCAAAUCAUGACUGUGUAUUAUCAAUGGCUUGCUAUUGUCUGUCAAAAAUGGAUGCUUCAAAGCUUGGGAUUCAGAUAAUAUUGUGCUGUG
This is a messenger RNA of Xylona heveae TC161, 1924 nucleotides long. Its product is annotated as guanine-N(7)-methyltransferase. The record is from RefSeq and is a predicted model, not a curated record. Gene Ontology annotation, biological process: 7-methylguanosine mRNA capping. Gene Ontology annotation, cellular component: nucleus. NCBI's taxonomy places the organism in Eukaryota, Fungi, Ascomycota, Xylonomycetes, Xylonales, Xylonaceae. The transcript is spliced from 3 exons. Bases 78 to 1745 code for a protein of 555 amino acids. Gene Ontology annotation, molecular function: mRNA 5'-cap (guanine-N7-)-methyltransferase activity.